AUGGGUUUAUUGUGGCGGAGCUAUGGGCUUUUUGCCGUGCUCACCCUGAUGGGCGUGUUGGCCCAGUACGAAUGGCAACCAAAGGACGCGUUCGACGAGAUCAAGGUGCGGUUCGACAAGGUGAACGGAGACAACUGUCCGAUUUUACCGCCCCGGGAUUUAACACUGCCGGAGGAAAGCGUGUCCCAUCUGCCGGACAUAAAGGACGUCAACAUUAAUCCCGUGUUUCCGAAUCGGACGGCCCUGCUGCACCUGCACAACAUGGCGCUGAGUCGUGCGUUCUUCUGGAGCUACAUUCUGCAGAGCCGCUUCAUCCGGCCGGCCAUAAACGAUACGUACGAUCCGGGCAUGAUGUACUACUUCCUGUCGACCGUGGCUGAUGUCUCGUCCAAUCGGCACAUUAACGCGUCCGCCAUCUACUUCGCGCCGAACUCAUCGUUUUCCUCCUCCUACCGUGGGUUCUUCAACAAGACGUUCCCCCGCUUUGCACCGCGCACCUACCGGGAGGAUGAUUUUAACGAUCCCAUUCAUCUGGAGAAAAUUUCCACCCUCAACACGUUCUACGUUCGCGAUCUCGGUGCGUUUCCACCGGAUUCGGCCCUGCACGACUAUACGAUUAAGAACUACCAUAUCAACGAGUGGUACAAUGCGUGGUUGCCGGAUAAUGUGGAAAAGCGGCACGAUACGAAAACGACAUAUCAGGUGGAAAUCCGAUACGCAAACAACACGAACGAAACGUUCACGUUCCACGGGCCGCCGGGUGCGGACGAAGAUCCGGGACCGGUAAAAUUCACCAAACCGUACUUUGACUGUCGUCGAUCGAACAAGUGGCUUGUGGCGGCUGUUACACCGAUUGCCGAUAUAUACCCGCGCCAUACACAGUUCCGGCACAUCGAAUACCCAACGUACACGGCCGUUUCGGUGCUAGAAAUGGAUUUCGAACGAAUCGAUAUAAACCAAUGCCCGAAAGGUGAAGGUAACAAAGGGCCAAACGUGUUUGCCGAUACGGCACGCUGUAAAAAGGAAACAACCGAGUGUGAACCUAUAGAUGGUUGGGGAUUCCGUAGAGGCGGCUACCAGUGUCGCUGUAAACCGGGGUACCGCUUACCGGGCGUUGUCCGGAGGCCCUACUUGGGCGAGAUACUCGAGCGUGCCUCGGACGAACAGUUUUACAAUGGGUUCGAUUGCAUGAAGAUUGGAUGGGUUCAAAAGGUGCCGAUCAAGUGGUUCCGGGCACCGACUUACGUGCGGGAACAGUAUCUCAAUCGGUACUACGAGUACAAAAACUAUACAACCGGCCCAAGCUCGCUGCAUUCCCACAAGCUCAACAUAAACGAGGUGCUCAAGUUCAUACUGGGCGUAAAUGGACGUUCGUGCAAAAACUAUCAUCCGCAGGAUCUGGUACUGACCGGGGAGUUUGCGUACGAAGCGCAAAGACAGUUUGAUAAUGAGGCCAAAAUGGCGAUCCGGUUGGCGAACUUUAUCAGUGCGUUCCUGCAGAUAUCGGACCCUACCGAGGUGUAUUCGGGCAAGCGGGUGGCCGAUAAACCGUUGACCGAGGAUCAGAUGAUGGGCGAAACGUUGGCACUGGUGCUCGGCAACACACGCAUCUGGUCUGCGGCCACAAUGUGGGAUCGGCGAAAGUUCCCCAACCGCACCCUGUUUGGGCCGUACGCGUACAAGCGUGAGCUAAACACGCGCAAGUUCAACAUGGAAGAUUUGGCACGGUACAACAAAACGGGCGACGAGUACAUCGAUAAACCGUACUUCCGGCUGCUGAAACAGCGAUGGGCAACGAAUUUCGAUUCGCUCGAAAAGUACUACCUGAAGAUCCGAUUGCGCCACAACGAGACGGGCGAGUAUGCGCAACGGUACGAACAUUUCCCGAACUUUUAUCACGCGGCCACGAUGGAUCAUGGCUAUUGGACGACGCCCGAGUUUGAUUGUCAGGGAUAUGUGAAGAAGUGGCUCAUAACGUACGCGGUACCAUUCUUCGGCUGGGACAGCCUGAAGGUGAAGCUGGAAUUCAAGGGAGUCGUUGCAGUUUCAAUGAACAUGCUCCAGCUGGAUAUCAACCAAUGUCCGGAUGAUUAUUACGAACCGAAUGCAUUCAAAAACACUCACAAAUGCGACGAGAAGUCUUCAUACUGCGUUCCGAUCCUUGGCCGUGGGUACGAAACGGGCGGCUAUAAGUGCGAGUGUCUGCAAGGAUUCGAGUACCCGUACGAGGAUCUGAUCACCUACUAUGACGGGCAGCUGGUCGAGGCCGAGUUUGAGAACAUCGUGAAUGAUAAAGAAUCGCGCUUCGAAACGUUCAAGUGCCGUCUGGCCGGAGCAGCCGCACUGCAGGUGCAGUUUACCAUCCUAGCCUUUGUUACGCUCGUUGGUUGGAUUUUGCUGCGCCGGAAUCAAUGUUAG
This is a messenger RNA of Anopheles marshallii, 2418 nucleotides long. RefSeq lists its product as uncharacterized. The transcript has 5 exons. The coding region runs from base 1 to 2418 and encodes 805 amino acids. The record is from RefSeq and is a predicted model, not a curated record. Lineage: Eukaryota; Metazoa; Arthropoda; Insecta; Diptera; Culicidae.